Messenger RNA from Iphiclides podalirius (scarce swallowtail), 636 nucleotides. Lineage: Eukaryota; Metazoa; Arthropoda; Insecta; Lepidoptera; Papilionidae. The record is from the annotation of a GenBank genome assembly.
AUGGGCACAAGAGAGGACGAAUAUGAUUAUUUGUUUAAAGUGGUUCUCAUAGGGGAUUCUGGGGUGGGUAAAAGCAGUCUUCUCUCGCGUUUCACUAGAAAUGAGUUCAAUUUGGAGUCGAAAUCCACAAUAGGAGUGGAAUUUGCGACACGAAGUAUAGAGGUGGACGGCAAGACCAUAAAGGCGCAGAUAUGGGACACCGCCGGCCAGGAGCGCUACCGCGCGAUCACGUCGGCGUACUACCGCGGCGCGGUGGGCGCCCUCCUCGUGUACGACAUCGCGAAGCACCUCUCGUACGAGAACGUGGAGCGGUGGCUGCGCGAGCUGCGCGACCACGCCGACCAGAACAUCCUCAUCAUGCUGGUCGGCAACAAGAGCGACCUGAGGCACCUCAGAUCCAUCCCAACGGAAGAGGCGAAAGCCUUCGCAGAAAGAAACGGUCUUAGUUUUAUAGAAACGUCUGCCCUCGACUCGACCAACGUGGAGCCAGCAUUCCAGAACAUAUUGACAGAGAUCUACAGGAUCGUGUCGCAGAAGCAGAUGCGCGAGCCGCCCGAGGGCGACGUGAUCCGGCCCGACGCCGAGCCGGCGGACGUGCGGCCGGCGGCCGACUCCGUUCGCAAACAGUGCUGCCAG